Molecule: messenger RNA, 2153 nt
Organism: Oryzias melastigma (Indian medaka)
Lineage: Eukaryota; Metazoa; Chordata; Actinopteri; Beloniformes; Adrianichthyidae
Product: flocculation protein FLO11
Exons: 8
Coding region: 855-1622 (255 amino acids)
Source: RefSeq, a predicted model, not a curated record
CAAAAAAAAAUCCAGAAUCCAGCCUUGGACUCACUUAAAAAUGCGUGCGGCCAAUGCAGUAAUGUGAUCUUGGCUGCACGUACUAUGUGUGGCCAAUAUGAAUUUCCAUCAAUUUCUAUGCUGGUCGCACGGAAAUAUGUGAAUUACAUCAGCCUUAAAAAAAUUGAGUAAUGAAGGUAAGACAGUUUAAAAAGAAUUUAAAUUCCCAAAUUUCUAAAAUACAUCAAAAGAGCUAAAAUAUAUGACAAUUUCCCAAUUAAAUUGUUGACGGUUUAAGUUGUUACGAAAUAUAAUAGUUGAUGUAAACUCUGACUAGUUAGCAAGGUGACUAUUUCAAAUUAAGGUAACUAGACACAGCUGCAGGGAGUUUUUUACUAUUGAUUUUACUCUUAAACAAUAAUAGCUGUUAGACUUGUUUAAUCUCUAACACAAAUUCAGCACACAACAUGGUGUGUGACACAUGUCCUCGUAUUGUUCUAAUCAUUGGUUGUGUGUCAACAGUGUCCUCGUAUUGUCUUAAUCAUUGGUUGUGUGUCAACAGUGUCCUCGUAUUGUCCUAAUCAUUGGUUGUGUGUCAACAGUGUCCUCGUAUUGUCAACAUUUGAAAGACUUUCGUGUGUAUAAUUUGAUGUCCUCAUACGGUCCAACUCAUUAGCCGUGUGUUAAUCUGUGAUGACAUAGUUUAGGAAGAUGUACUCUACUGUGAUAACACUUUUCACAUCGUUCUGGUAUUAUGAAUUUCAAUGCUGCUUAAACUUAGAUUUACAUUAUAGUAUUCAUUUUACAUUUUAUUUUGUCUUUUGCUACAGACAUCAAGUGUGGAGGACUUGACUCCAUCGUCAGGAGAAGCACAAAUGACCGGGACAUGUACAUCUUCUCUCCAACAGACAUCAAGUGUGGAGGACUUGACUCCAUCGUCAGGAGAAGCACAAAUGACAGAGACAUGUACAUCUUCUCUCCAACAGACAUCAAGUGUGGAGGACUUGACUCCAUCAUCAGGAGAAGCACAAAUGACCGGGACAUGUACAUCUUCUCUCCAACAGAUAUCUGAUGAUGAGUUCUCAGACAACACAGUUUAUGAAGAUAUCGACUAUGUUCCGGACUCAACUGGCUAUUCUUCAGACACAAGUGUUCAUAACCAGGUUGUCACAACUGACGACGAUUCUGAUGAAGAAACGAUCGCUGACCUACACCAUCAGGAAGGUUCAAGUACUGAGACUUCUGGGGAUCCAAGCUUAACCCCUGACUCAACCACAUUGAGCAACAUGGAGCCCACUUUAGAUCCAGUCAUGUUGGACUGCUUGGAGUCCACUUCCAGAAAAACCAGCACUGAAUCAACUGAUUCCCAGCAGAACACCGCACCUAAAGCCAGUACAGCUUCUUUAAAGUUCUCCAAUAAAAAGAAAGCUGGAAAGGGGAGAAGCAAGUGGAGAGAUGAGGAAGUAACUGCAGUUGAACGACACCUGUUACCGUUCAUCACUGAUUUCAAGGUACCAGGUAAACGGGACUGUGAGGCGUGCCUCCAGGCAGAGCCAGUAGCUCUAAAGGACAGAGACUGGGCUGCUGUCAAAUUCUACAUUUACAACAGAGUGGUGGCAUUAAAAAGAAGAUUGAACAAAUAGAACUGUAAAAUUGUGACAGAAAUUCUGAGGUGCAAUUUUAUUUUUGAUGGACAUUUUAAUGUAUUUUUUUUAUAUUGUAGUUUAAGUUAUACAAUUGUUUGUUGUAAUUAAAAAACAAAAGACAAAGUCUAAAAGUAUUCUGCUUUCUUUCUUCAUGCAUGCUGUCUGCAAAAUUCAUAAUUAACCCUUGGGUUUAACUUGAUAUUUAAAUAUAUCUUCCUAAAAGUCCUUCAGGAGCUCAGAUUUAUUUAAUUGGGGAUUACACGAUGAUCUGAUUUAUAUCAACAGAUACAUGAGUGAUGGAUGUGGUGAUUAUAUGGUUUUAUGCAGACAUUUUGCAAAAAACAAAGUUGCAAAUACUGACACUAUGUUUAUCAGGUCUUUAUAAGUCACAUAAAUGUCAAAUUAUUGUGUGUACAAUUGGUUUCAUAAUUCACAUAAACAUGAAAUAACUGUGUGAAUGAUUAAGGCACUCAUAUGUCACAUAAACAAGACGAUGUCCCCAUAAGUAGCAGUUAUUUCAUGUUUGAA